CGGAACCAUUUCCAACACUCAUAUCGUCCUUUCCGAUUCUUCUUCUUCUCCAAAAAGAAAAACAUAAGGUGGAGUAGACUUUAGGCAAAAAUCUUAAAUUCUCCAUUCCAAGUUUCAGAGGCCGAUUUUAUCUCCGAUUGAAGGGCGAAUCCUCUCCGUCGCCGCCUGAUCGGGCCCUUUUCCGUCGAAAUAUGGUGGUUAUCUCCCUGAAAGUUUUGUAUCCCGUUUUUCUCCGGUCGAUUCCUCUUGAUUUUGCUGCGAUCUCCAUUUCCUGUCGAUUUCCUUGGAUUUUUCUGCGGAUCCUGUAAAAUCAUUACCGUUUUCGUUGUCUCUGAUGUGAAUACUUUUUGGCCUUGUUCCGUCGCCCAUUUUUAACCUUGUCUCUGUGUAUACGCUUGAAUAGAUAGCUGGUGAAUAGGGUUUCGAUUGGGAAAGUAGGUUGGUGCGUGUGGUUGAACUCUAGUAGAUCUUCGAUUGGGGAUAUGUAUAUCGAAGAACUAAAGGAAAGAGAAGAGGAGAAGGGGGAGAUGCUGGUUGGGGUAGAUGAAGAAGGUAAUAGGGUUGUAGGGGGAGACGAGGGGGCUUUACUGAGCAGAGAAAGUGUGGUCGUGUUGUCGACAAAGAGGGUGUUGGUCGGUGUAGGUGCUCGUGCUCUAUUCUAUCCAACCCUGGUUUACAAUGUUGUUCGGAAUAAACUAGAGGCCGAGUUCCGGUGGUGGGACAGGGUUGCCGAGUUUAUAUUGCUAGGAGCCGUUCCGUUCCCCUCUGACGUGCCACGACUUAAAGAGCUCGGUGUUUGCGGGGUGAUCACACUGAAUGAACAAUAUGAAACUUUGGUUCCAUCGUCUCUGUACAAAUCUCACUGCAUUGACCACUUGGUGAUACCCACAAGAGAUUAUUGUUUUGCUCCUUCCAUGGAAGCUAUAGCCCAAGCUGUAGAUUUUAUCCAUAGAAAUGCUUUGGUUGGAAAGACGACUUAUGUUCACUGCAAGGCGGGUCGGGGCCGCAGCACAACUAUUGUCAUAUGUUACUUGGUACACCACAAACACAUGACACCCGAAGCUGCGUAUGCAUAUGUGAGGUCCAUCAGACCAAGAGUCCUUCUAGCAGCCUCCCAAUGGAAGGCUGUUCUCGAGUACUACUGUCUCGAGGUGCCAAAAUCUCGGAAACCUUUUGUAGAAGAAGCAGCCGCCGCCAUGAUACCGAGAAGUGUGAAACCAGUUCCAAGGGAUGUAAUGGUGUUUGAUGAUGGGACAGUGGUGGUGGUGACCAAAUCUGAUCUGGAGGGGUUUGACCCGAAGACAGCUUCUGCGUCAGGAAAUGAGAUAUGGGCGGAAGCGGGUCUAGGACUGGUGUAUGGUGUGAAAGUUGCAGGGCAGGCCGCACUAGCCAGGAUUUCGUACCUGUGGCUGCGUUGCCGUACGGACCAGAAGAUUUCAGGGGAGAGACUCUCCAUAGAGUCAGGUUCGUUGGGAGGCGUAAGCCUCGACAUCUCUGUCUACUGACUGAUGAUAUUAUGGUGUGGUGAGGGAAUGGCGAUCCAUCUAUAGGUUUUUGCUUAGUGAGAACUUGCUAUAUUGCCGUUUCUCUCCGUGGAAUUAGAGUACAUAAAAUAAUGGGAUCGGUUAUAUUAUAUAUGGAAGCAACCGUUGUAAAGACUGAGACUUUGCUUUGUCGGGUCAUGUGAGUAAAUACCGUCUCAUGUCAUGAAUAAGUGAAUGUUUAUGAGAUCGUUA
Messenger RNA from Tarenaya hassleriana, 1736 nucleotides. Its product is annotated as putative dual specificity protein phosphatase DSP8. Gene Ontology annotation, biological process: protein dephosphorylation. Gene Ontology annotation, molecular function: protein tyrosine/serine/threonine phosphatase activity; phosphatidylinositol-4,5-bisphosphate 5-phosphatase activity. NCBI's taxonomy places the organism in Eukaryota, Viridiplantae, Streptophyta, Magnoliopsida, Brassicales, Cleomaceae. The record is from RefSeq and is a predicted model, not a curated record. The transcript has 6 exons. Bases 483 to 1505 code for a protein of 340 amino acids.